CUUCCGCCUGCACGUGUGCUUCAAACUGUAUGGAGACAAUGUAAAAGUCAAUCGUGCAGGCAGUUCUGAGGAAAGGCAUUUCAUCUCUCGUGCAGUGUGCAGGGGCAGCUCUCAUGAUGCUGCCAAGCGGCGCUGCGCUGUGUGACAGAAAUCAAAGCGCAGGCGUCGAGUCGGGAGGGAGCCUAUCUUGCGCAGACUGGGUACUGUACAUGGCCAUUGAUGCUGCUGGAUAGAUGUAGUCCCUGAUGUAAAUAAGAAUGGCGAGGGCAGCGGGUCUAACGUGCCGCGUUAUCUCUGCUUGACAUCGGAACAUUUUACGCCACCAUCGGGAUCUUAUAAAACACGGGGGCCUUUUUCCUUCUCGUUUUUUUUCAUCCGAACCUGCCUUUGAACAGCUCUGCCUGAUGAUUUUCAUUUGACACCAAGAGCCAAAGCAGACGGGCGGCUUCUUCUAAUAAACACUCGGGAAAAACAGGUCAUUAUGACCUUAGUAUCCUCCAGUACAAGAAAACCAUCGGAUUGCUUUUACGCGGCAGCAUUCUGCUUGCAUUUGUUGCUUUGGAUUUCGUGCGCUGUGUCCGGAGAGGAGGAUCAUCACUUCAGCGUUGAGGGAUGGCUACAGAAGUAUGGCUACCUUCCCCACACAGAACCGGGAAUGUCUGUCCUGCGCUCAGCCCACACCAUGCACUCAGCCAUCGCCGCCAUGCAGCGCAUCUAUGGUCUCAAUGUCACAGGGACACUGGAUGAGAGAACCGAGGAUGAUAUCACGCUGAGUUGGAUGCAAAAGCCUCGCUGUGGCGUUCCGGACAAAUUCAAAAGUGCCGGGAGGUCACGGAAGCGGCGAUAUGCGUUGACGGGACAGAAGUGGCAGCGUACGCACAUCACCUACAGCAUAAAAAAUGUCACACCAAAGGUGGGCGCCCGCGAGACUCACGAUGCCAUCCGGCGGGCGUUUGACGUCUGGCAAGGUGUGACUCCCCUCCGCUUCGAGGCCGUUCCAUACAGCGCGCUGGAGACUGGCAGGCGCGACGUGGACAUCACCAUCAUCUUCGCUUCGGGUUUUCACGGUGACAGCUCACCCUUCGACGGGGAGGGGGGAUUCUUAGCCCACGCCUAUUUCCCGGGCCCAGGCAUCGGAGGCGACACACACUUUGACUCGGAUGAGCCCUGGACCCUGGGGAACCCCAACCACGAUGGUAACGACCUGUUCUUGGUUGCGGUGCAUGAGCUGGGCCACGCCCUCGGUCUGGAACACUCCAACGACCCCACCGCUAUCAUGGCUCCUUUCUACCAGUACAUGGACACAGAGAACUUCAAACUACCUCACGAUGACCUACAGGGCAUCCAGAAAAUCUAUGGUCCAGAAAAACCUUUCAUCUCUUUAGGUCCACCAGAUAGAGCGCCACAGCCCACCAGGCCCCCGCCAACGGUCCCUCCUCCUCGCUUCCACCCUCCCUCAGACCCCCGUAAACAUGACCGCCAUGCCAGACCCCAUCGCCCUCCACAGGGGGGGGCCAAGCCCUCCAACCCCAACUCCAAACCCAACAUCUGUGACGGAGGCUUCAACACCCUGGCCAUCCUCCGACAGGAGCUUUUUGUCUUCAAGGACCAGUGGUUUUGGAGGGUACGGGACAACUCUGUAGUCCCUGGCUACCCCAUGCAGAUCAACUACUUCUGGAAAGGCUUGCCUCCCAAAAUUGAUGCCGUGUAUGAAAAUAGCGAAGGAAAGUUUGUCUUUUUCAAAGGAAACCGUUUCUGGGUCUUCAAGGACACAACUCUCCAGCCUUCCUACCCUCAGGACAUCUCGCUGUUCGGGAGCGGCAUGCCCACUCAGAGUAUCGAGACAGCUGUCUGGUGGGAGGAUGUCGCCAAAACCUACUUCUUCAAAGGAGACAGGUACUGGAGGUACAAUGAGGACAUGAGAACCAUGGAUCCAGGUUAUCCCAAACCCAUCACCAUCUGGAAAGGCAUCCCUGACUCUCCACAGGGGGCCUUUGUGGACAAGGCCAAUGGCUUCACCUACUUUUACAAGGGAAAGGAGUACUGGAAGUUCAACAACCAGCUGCUUCGUGUAGAGCCCGGCUACCCGAGGUCCAUCCUGAGGGACUUCAUGGGCUGUGACGGUCUACCUGCCGAUCCCGACUGGGACUGGAACACCCCGGUGGCAGAGGAACGCCACUACGACAACGGUGACGUGGACGUUGUCAUCAAAUUGGACAGCACGGGGGGCACGGAGAAAGCAGUGGCCAUCGCUAUUCCCUGUGUCCUGGCACUGUGCAUGAUGGUCCUCCUCUACACCGUUUUCCAGUUCAGGAGGAAGAGCACACAGCGCCACAUACUGUACUGCAAGCGCUCCAUGCAGGAGUGGGUCUGAGCGACAGUUAUCGCACUGAAUACAGGGGGGGUGUGAAGCUCUGACAGACGUCUAGUCAUUACUUGAAGCCCUAAGUACAGUAUUGGAAGCACUGUAAAGGGUACAGUACAUAAGGAUUGCCAUGUUGGCAGAUUUUAAAACAGCUUGAACUGAAAUGAUGAGCAGAACUCAACUGAAGACAUUAAGGGAGCCACCUCUCCUGUGUCCAACUAAUAUGUAUGUAUCUGCUUUGACUUUUUUCUGUAUCUUGGAAUGAACUCAAUUACGUGAGACAGAGUUCAGCUACUGUAAGUGGGACCUCUGUCUUUCCUCAUCCCUGCACGCCGCUUAAAAAGCCCCUAGCACUAACUUCAGUGGACAAAAUUAGAUAUAGGCUUCUACUUUACUUUCAUUUCUUAAUUAAAUCGCUCUGAGCUGUGCUUUUUUUUCCCCGCUGUCCCUGUAAAAGAUUCAUUCAUUGUGUGGAGGACUGAUACACAAACCAAAUAUGACCUUUUCUUCCAAAGAGGAUUACUGCUCGAUGUUGUUUUUAACGGGAUGUUUUUCCUCCAUUGAUGAACAUUGUGGCAUCAUACUCAGAUUUUCUUUUGCCAUCGGUAUUCACAUACGCCCGUCUGCUCUAUAAUCUGUGGGAAGAGGAAGCAGUCGUUAGUAAGCGCUAGGAGCUCAAGACUGUUGUGGCAGUGUAUCUCCAAAACGGGGGCCAAAAACCUCUCUGCAAUAUUUAUGUGACUGCCUUAAUCACAGAUUGCUUAAACUCCCUUCUCUUUCUCUCUGUGUUCUCUGAUGUGGAAGCUGAUUACUGAGUGACACAGCAGGAAAACAAAAGUGUGUGUGAAUUCAUUCAUUACUGCCCGUAAUGCAACUUCAAAACCAGUAGGACAGUUUUAUCCACAAUGGGUGCAUUGCUCUUGUUAAAUGUGUUAAGCAGUGCUAAAUGGUAAGCAGGCUAUCAGCUUUCAUUUACUGCCUCGCCGGAGGGUGUGAGAGAGAAAGGGAAGGUUAGUUGUGUGUGUGUGUGUGUGUGUGUGUGUGUGUGUGUGUGUGUGUGUGUGUGUGUGUGUGUGUGAAAAAGACAGUAAUUACCCACACUAUAUAUGUACUGUACUGUACUGUAGUGUAAUAUCAGUUAUUGAACUGCUUACAUCCUGCUUCCCUUUUUUUCCUGCCAAGUUUGGACAAUAAUACUCCAAACAGUGUCAGUCCAUGCAUUUUAAACACUUUUUUUUAUAUUCAACUUUUUUACAAUGCUUGUAAGUUUACAUGAUAUUUCACAUGGAAAGGGACAUGAAGGUAGCGGGAUAAAGGCAAAACAGGGCAAAAAAACGACAUGUACCCUUUUUAAAAAUGAGAUGCACACAUUAUUUCUGAUUAAAAAGUCAUCAUUACCGCAUCUCUAGUUACCACAGACACGUCAGCCUUGUUUCAGUGGCCAGCGCUUCUUGCCCAUCUUCUCACUUAGUUAUUACAAAUAGUUUUUGAGGAAAUGCAAAGUGAUACGAUUGUAUAGAAGACGACACACGUCGAAACACUAACAGGAACUAAUCCGCUGAAA
Anarrhichthys ocellatus (wolf-eel) is the source of this 3929-nucleotide messenger RNA. RefSeq names its product matrix metallopeptidase 16b (membrane-inserted) (gene mmp16b). Gene Ontology annotation, biological process: extracellular matrix organization; skeletal system development; proteolysis. Gene Ontology annotation, molecular function: zinc ion binding; metalloendopeptidase activity. Gene Ontology annotation, cellular component: plasma membrane; extracellular matrix. NCBI's taxonomy places the organism in Eukaryota, Metazoa, Chordata, Actinopteri, Perciformes, Anarhichadidae. Bases 482 to 2374 code for a protein of 630 amino acids. The record is from RefSeq and is a predicted model, not a curated record. The transcript has 11 exons.